Messenger RNA from Salvia miltiorrhiza (redroot sage), 1035 nucleotides. RefSeq lists its product as uncharacterized. The record is from RefSeq and is a predicted model, not a curated record. The transcript has 2 exons. NCBI's taxonomy places the organism in Eukaryota, Viridiplantae, Streptophyta, Magnoliopsida, Lamiales, Lamiaceae. Bases 1 to 1035 code for a protein of 344 amino acids.
AUGGGAGUACCGAUGCAACGUCCCCAGUAUAAUCAGAACCAACAUCAACAACAGUACCAGCUAGGACCACCACAACACCACAAUCAGAAUCAACAACAACCUCAUUACCAACCACCACACAGGAGGGCACCAUGGGAAGAAGCCAUCAAAAACAUGGUUAAAGAAAGCGAGAAAUUUCGCAAUGAAAUUCACGCCGGUAUGAACCAAACCAACCAACAGAUUAGUCAUUUGACUAAAGCGGUGGCCAAACUGGAAGGAGAAUGCCGAAACCUGAGUAAAAGUGGUGAAGGCCUAACUGCUGAACAAGCUGGAGGUAGCAAUCUAACCGACGCACCCUAUCCAGGACGCCUGAGACAGAAAGCUAAAGAGAAGGAAGCAAGUGAAAUGAUGAAGAUAUUCCAGAAAGUGGAGUUAAGCAUACCCUUACUCGACGCUAUAAGGCAAAUUCUCAAGUAUGCUAAAUUCUUGAAGGACCUUUGUUCAAGAAAAGUGAAGAUGGAGGAAGAAGUCCGCUAUGUGAUGGGAGAGAGUAUCUCGGCGGUGAUCCAACAGAAGUUGCCCACGAAGCGGAAGGACCCAGGAAUGUUCACCAUUCCGUGCAAUAUUGGCGGAACAAACAUGGAUAAGACCAUGAUGGACUUGGGAGCUUCCAUAAAUGUGAUGCCAUUGGCCGUUUACAAGAGAUUGAAUAUUGGGGAGAUGAGAAACACCCGUGUGGUCAUACAGUUGGCCGACAGAUCCAACGCCUAUCCUGAGAGAGUGGUAGAGGACGUACUGAUCAAGGUUGGGGAUCUGAUUUUCCCAGCUGACUUUUAUGUUCUGGACACCGGACCUGAAACUGGAGAAAAUGUCAUACAAUUGGGAAGAACAUUCAUGAUGACCGCUGGAACCAAGAUUGAUAUGAAAAUUGGAAUUUUAACAUGUGAGUUCGAUGGAGUCCAGGAAGAGUUCAACAUCUAUGAAACCAUGAAGAGGAAACAAACAAUCGAAAUGGUGGACAUGAUCGAUGUGUUCGAGCCCCUGGUACAAGAAUAG